AUGAGAAAUGUUGAAAAACAAAAGGGUACAACUCAUACUGCACAAGGUACGACUUCUACGCCAGCACUUCUCCAAAGCCUUUACCUCUAUUUAUACCUCACGUUCGAAUUCGAUGUUUUCACUGCUCAUCUAACAAUGUCGGACUGCCAAGGAAAGAGUUCAUGGCCGGAGCUGGUGGGAGCUAACGGAGAAGCUGCAGCGGUGACGAUUGAAAGAGAGAAUCCACGUGUCGACGCGAUGGUGAUACUGGACGGAACUCCGACAACCGGGGAUUUCCGGUGCGACCGUGUGAGGGUGUGGGUGAACUCUAGUGGCGUCGUUCUUCGAACUCCUAGAAUUGGGUAG
Lactuca saligna is the source of this 345-nucleotide messenger RNA. NCBI's taxonomy places the organism in Eukaryota, Viridiplantae, Streptophyta, Magnoliopsida, Asterales, Asteraceae. The record is from the annotation of a GenBank genome assembly.